CACUCUGUCAGCCAAUAUACAAUUACAUUAUACUCUUUUGACCAUGAGGACCCACGUUGCGCUUCUUGUUCUCUUAAACUGCUUGCUCAUUUGGAGCUUUCAGCCGCCUGUGAUGAAGCGACUCUCAAAUACAAUCCACUCCGAUGUCCAUCCUACGAUACCAAAAUCCGGAUCCACGGCUAUUGGGAGCACAUCACCCGGACAAACCAUCCGCAGUACCAUGGACGUUGUCCCUAUCCGCACAAUAUACCCGUUGAAAACGCUGUCGCCAUACGAAAGACACGCGAACAGUUACUCACCAAGUUGUAUAGUCGCCAAACCCUCUCAGGCCAGUGUUCGUACCACACCCAGCUCGGUCAAUCGCUCUCGGGACACAGAUUCAAUUUCAAAUACCCCUACGACUAGUAGUGCCUCGUUCGGAUGCCCUACAGACCUUAAAGGCCAGUCGGGAGGUUUCAGCAGUGACCUUGCUGUUGCGAUACUGUUCGGAACACUCAGUUUCGUAACUGCACUGGUGAACAUUUGGCUCCAAUACGAGGCUUUGCAGAGGCAGGACCUAAACGUCGGUAUGUUAAUUUAUUUGCACGGUGAAAACGAUCAUUCACGCUGA
This is a messenger RNA of Aplosporella prunicola CBS 121167, 610 nucleotides long. RefSeq lists its product as uncharacterized. The transcript has a single exon. NCBI's taxonomy places the organism in Eukaryota, Fungi, Ascomycota, Dothideomycetes, Botryosphaeriales, Aplosporellaceae. The record is from RefSeq and is a predicted model, not a curated record. Bases 44 to 610 code for a protein of 188 amino acids.